UAAUUAUAUUAUUUCUUCACCCUCCCAUAAUAGCAUAGCUUUCAAUUUUUGCUUAUUGACUUGAAUGCUCUGUGAAGGUUUUUAUUGCCAAUACCAACUGCCUAAUCAUGCUACAGCUACCAACCAUGGGUUACCAGGAAACACUAUGUAUUUGUUUGUGAUGUCACUGCAGACCCCUUUAUUAUUUUAUUACAUAGAGUAAACAUUCGUUGGAUGUAUUUAGUAUUCAGAAACUGGUCUGCAAGCUUAGUUCAAGAGCGGUUCAGAAACAAAAAUGAAAUAUUUGUUCAUGCUAUCUUUUUUCUUUUUUCUUUUUUCCAAAAAAUAAUAGGACAAAAGGAGGGUAGUCUCCUCCUUGAUCUGAAUAACCUUAUCUAUGUUUCAAAUGGAAAACAGAUUAAUCUGAAGAUACCUUACAGACAUGAAAUUUUAGGACCUAGGAAAGCUUCCAUUUGAUGUAGCACUUAAAUGUUCAUGAUUAGUGUCAUGACUAAAGCAUGUACCACAGUUUUCUUAAUGUUGUGGACCCCCUCAUGCUUGGCAUUGCAAUGACGAGUGUUGAUAUUGGACUUUUGACUUCUUCAAGGUCCUCUUGGAUGUGAAUUAGGGUAUGUUCGGGAUAUUUUUUAAAAAUCAAUUUUCCCAAAUUCAUUUUCAACCACAUAUCCAAAAAAAUAAUUUUUCACGUGGAUCCAUAACUUUUCGCUACUUUUUAACCACAUAUUUUCCAAAAAAAUCAUUUUUCAUGUGGAAAAAUUUCUCUUAAUGAAAACUUAAUGUUUAGAAAUAUUGACUUUCUGUACUAAAGGUUAUCUAUCACCGUUAUCUUUGAUGUGGGAAUUGACAACUUUUUAUCUUUUAUAAUGCAUAUGCUUUGAAAUCACUCAUUUUUUGUUACUAGUUCCUGUUCUAUUGUUUGGGAGAAUAUAUCUAAUCCAAAUUUAGUUUUCAUUCAGAUAGUUUAAAAUACUAACUAAUGAUCUGUUCAUCUCUUACGUUAAUUUCUGUUGAUUUCAAAUGAUAACACGCAACAGGACAUACCGGAACAAGGUAGCUAGUAGGGAAUAUGUACCCUGGCCCAUAGAGAUCAGGUUCUGUGAGCCUAAUACUUCCACCAAUCAGACUAAGUCUCCUGCGAGCUUAAGGUAUUGGUUUAGAGCGAAAGGAAAACUUUCUGAUGACCAGGCUUUGCAUAGCAGAUGUGUUGCUGCAUAUACUUCAGAUCUCAUAUUUCUUCAAGUAAGCAUGAAUCCUCAUCGUGAAAAGGGUUUGAAGUCGUCAACUGUGAGCCUGGAUCACUCGAUGUGGUUCCACAGGCCUUUUAGGGCUGAUGACUGGGUGCUAUAUGUGAUUUAUAGUCCCAGUGCUCAUGGUGCACGAGGGUUUGUUUCAGGACAAAUGUUUACAAGGAAUGGAGAGCUUGUUGCAUCACUGACUCAAGAGGGCUUAUUGAGGAUGGCCAGAACUGCCAAAUCUAAAUUGUGAAAUUCCCUCGUAGUGCAUUCAGAAGAGGAACAUUUUGCAAAUUCGGCAACCAUUAUUCAGGUUUUAGUGGUUUCUUGAAAUGGGUAUGGUUCUAAUCACAGGUCAACAUUUUAAAUAAGCAGCAGCAGAAUGAUCUGUGGUUUAGAUUUAUAACCUUGAUGAAAUAAGUGGGUCGUUUCCUUUCGGACAUGUUUCUAUAUAUUCAUGAACUAUAUAUGGUUUCAGUAGCAUCAAAAUAAUCCUUCGUGUAACAUGAAGUGUUUAAAGCAUGUCUAAUGCCUUUUGGUUUGCGACAUGAAGUGUAGAGUUUCUACUUUCUAUAGUCGUUUAGAUGAGGCAUAUUCCGAGAGAAGCGUUUAACUGUUCAUAGAACUCUUAUGCCUAUUGGCUGUAAUUUUUUAUUUGUUUUGGAACCGCAGUUGGGAGAAUAGGAACAUAAUCUAUUACGGAUUUAUGCUGUUUAACA
Messenger RNA from Olea europaea var. sylvestris, 1951 nucleotides. RefSeq names its product acyl-coenzyme A thioesterase 8-like. The record is from RefSeq and is a predicted model, not a curated record. The transcript has 6 exons. Gene Ontology annotation, biological process: acyl-CoA metabolic process; fatty acid catabolic process. Gene Ontology annotation, molecular function: fatty acyl-CoA hydrolase activity. Bases 1018 to 1485 code for a protein of 155 amino acids. Lineage: Eukaryota; Viridiplantae; Streptophyta; Magnoliopsida; Lamiales; Oleaceae.